This is a messenger RNA of Trichomycterus rosablanca, 3538 nucleotides long. It is a transcript of the gene kif28, whose product is annotated as kinesin family member 28. Gene Ontology annotation, molecular function: microtubule motor activity; microtubule binding; ATP binding. The record is from RefSeq and is a predicted model, not a curated record. NCBI's taxonomy places the organism in Eukaryota, Metazoa, Chordata, Actinopteri, Siluriformes, Trichomycteridae. The transcript is spliced from 23 exons. The coding region runs from base 1 to 3066 and encodes 1021 amino acids. Gene Ontology annotation, biological process: microtubule-based movement.
AUGACGGCGAGAGACUGUGUGAGAGUAGCAGUGAGAGUUCGACCCUUCAACAAGAGAGAGAGGGAUGCUGGGAGUCGCUGUAUCGUUUCUAUGAACGCUAACACCAUCAGUAUUCAGGAUCCGCGCGCUCAGCAGCACCAGCGAACGUUCACCUUCGAUUUAGCGUUCUGGUCUCACAGCGGCUUCGUGAGGAGGUCAGACGGACUUCUGGUUCCUGAGGAGGACGGCGGCCGCUACGCUGACCAGGUGAGUGUGUUUGCGGGUGUGGGACAGGGCAUCGUGGAGAACGCUCUGCUGGGGUACAAUGCCACCCUGCUGGCGUACGGACAGACCGGCUCCGGGAAGAGCUACUCCAUGAUGGGCUUCGGGGCCAACAAGGGCCUCGUCCCAAAUCUGUGCUGCUCGCUCUUCAGCUUCAUCACAGCCAAUCAGGAGAAACGCCAGUGCCAGGUCUUCUUCAGUAUGCUGGAAAUCUACAACGAGCAGGUGAUGGACCUGUUAUCCCGACCGCCCCGCUCCCCCGGCGGUCUGCGUGUACGUGAGGAUCAGCAGCGUGGGUUUUACGUGGAGGGCUUGAGGAGGGUGGCGUGUGACGGCGCCCUACAGGUGGAGCAGCUGAUGGAGCAGGGUACUCGAACCCGCACCACCGCCACCACCAACAUGAACGCCAACAGCAGCCGCUCACACAUGAUCAUCAUCCUACAGUUCAAACAGAUCUUCUGUAGAGAGUGCAUCACCAAGGAAUCCAACAUUAACCUGGUGGACCUGGCAGGAAGUGAACGACAGAGAUCUUCAGGGUCUGAGGUGGAUCGUCUGAGGGAAGGAACCGCCAUCAACCUCAGCCUCACCACGCUGGGUAACGUCAUCAGCGCUUUAGCAGAAGUGGCUCUGGGGAGGAGAUCCAUCUACAUUCCUUACAGAGACUCGGUCCUGACCAAACUCCUGCAGUCGGCACUCGGGGGGAACAGCCGCACCGCCAUGAUCGCGACCCUCAGUCCUGCUGAUAUUUGUUACGAGGAGUCGCUUUCCACCCUGAGAUACGCCGAGCGGGCCAAGAGGAUCCAGAACAAGGCCGUGGUGAACGAGGGCCCAACGGAGAGGCUGGUUAAAGAACUGAAGGCUGAAAAUGCUAAACUGCUGCUGAGGCUGAACAAACUGGACCAGGAGGGUCGACAGGCAGAUCAGGAGACGAAAGAUCUGAGACGUUUAUUAACUCAUAACGAGCUGCAGAUUCGAGCCAUACAGACUCUGUGGGAGCAGCACCUACAGGAAGCUCUACAGGACUGGGAGAGCCAGUACACUACCAUCACACAGGAGAGGAGGAUGAUGCAGAUGUUCCCGUACAUGCUGAACAUUAAUGAGGACGUUCAGCUCUCUGGAGUCAUCAAGCUUUUCCUCCAGGAGGGUGACUGGGACGUGGGGUUGGCGAACGGUUCCUCUAAAUCCAUCUGCAUCAGAGGUCUGGGUAUCCAGGACCGACACGCUAUCUUCUCCAAUCACCAGCGACAAGUGACCGUCACUCCAGUGUCGGGGUCAAAAAUCACAGUCAACGGUGCGACCAUAACCCACACCACCGAGCUCCGGCACCUGGACCGCCUGAUCCUGGGUUCUAACAGCACCUUCCUGUUUAUGGGGUUCCCGUCGGAGCGAGCGGGCGAGGACUGGAGCCAGUACGAUUACGAUUAUUUCCAGUCUGAAGUGGCAGCAGCUGAAGGGAUCGACCUCCGUACGCUGUGUGAUCCCCGCAGCCAGAGAUCACCACAGCCCAACCCCAGUCUGCUGGCGGCUUCCUACGACUACAUCAAGCUCAUGCCCAUGGUGACGGAGGCCAAUCAGAUGAGCCGGGAACUCAACAAGGGGGUGGAGUUCAGGUUGGAGAUAAAGAACCUGGCCAUGUCUGAUUCUAAAGGUCAUGACCUGGAGAAGGAGAUCGUGGUUCGGGUGCUGAACGUGCCGAAAAAGCAGGUGUGGCUGUGGUCCAAAGCCAAGUUCAUUAACCGGAAGUUCCUGAUGGAGGAGCUGUACCAGCAGGGGGCGUCGCUUCCCUCCCAGCCCAGAGACUCGGACCCUUUCUGGGACCCGGUGGAGCCGCUACACCUGGGCAGCGCUCACCUGUGGCUGCACUCGCUUCCUUUCUGCAUCUCUGUGGACGAGCAGGUGGAGGUGGUGGGACCCGAGGGCACCGAGGAGGGCAUGCUGAACGCCUGUCUAGUGCCCUGCAGCCCCACAGGAUUGCCUUUAGGGGAGGACGACAUCCUCAUCGACCCCACAGAGCUGCUGGGAAAGCGUCUGGACUUCCAGCUGAUCCUGGAUCAGUGUUGUGGUUUGUGCUGGGUUAAAGAGGAUCGAACCCGUGGCGUGCAGAUCAGAUUCCAGAUGUUCGACUGUCCAGAGCUGCUCUACACUCCAGCGGUUUGGCAGUGUGUAAAUCCACAGCUGGAUUACAGUGUUCAGUUCACCUCCAUGAGCACCACCAACACCCUGCUGAACUACCUGCAGAGUAACGCUGUGGUGCUGCAACUCUGGGGCCUGCAGCAGGGAUGUCCUGAACCUGAGCCCAGUCUGGACGACUUGAAGAAAACCCCAGAGAACAGCGUCCUCAUCGACAUAGCCGAGUCCCCGGAGCUCACGCUUGCAGUAAUGUCAGUAUCAGAUGAGAGUGAGUGUUUGAGAGCUCUACAUGAAGAUCUGGAGCAGCUGAAGAACAUGAACGCAGCUCUGAUGAAGGAGAAUCAAACACUGAGAGAUCAGCUCAACACACAACACGGUACGGAGCGCUCUCGAGGACGCCGGGGGGGAGUUAAAUCCAGCUGUGAUGCUGAGUUCGCUCGGGCGCUGAAGGUCUUCUAUCACAGCAUGACGUCGGUUCGAGCUCAGCUGCAGCGACUGCGCAGACACAGACCCAGCGAGGAAGCAGAUCUUCUGGACCUCCGGCUGUUUGUGGAUGACCACUCUCACCAGCUGAAGGAUUUCAGCGAGCAGUUGGAACAGUGUGUGUGCACCCUGAAACAGGAAGUGGCCGCCAUCGUCCACAGGAAGAGAGAAAAGUCUGCGAUCUGGUCCUAACGACACGUCGUGGUCGAGGUGUCAGAAUAUAUAAACAGCCAAAAGUAUGUGGACACCUGAGCAUACGCUGGUCUAUAUACAGUAUAUAUAGAGCUACACUUCUGCAAUAACCACCACCGUUAUUAUAGACUUCAUACGUUUUGUUUUAUCCUCCCUCGUUUCAGUAUUUCUGGCUCAGAGAGGGUCGGUUUGAUGAUGUCGGGUACAGAACGUGGAUAAAUUGCAGCUGAAACCUGGUAGUUAAAUCAUCUCAUUAUUACAUCAGAAUAUCAAACCAUCACAUCAGAUCAGAUCAGAUCAGACUCAAAAAUCAUCUUUUAUUUAUUUAUAUUUAACAGUAGCUGGUUUAUUCAUUAGUGCAAACAUUAGUGAAGAACAUGCAAACAUUCUGAAGCUCUCAACAAAAACACAAACCAAACACGUGACCCCCAAAAACAUCAAAUACAGAAUAAAAUCCUUCCUGCUGAGUGUU